Heterostelium album PN500 is the source of this 978-nucleotide messenger RNA. RefSeq lists its product as uncharacterized. The transcript has 2 exons. The record is from RefSeq and is a predicted model, not a curated record. Lineage: Eukaryota; Evosea; Eumycetozoa; Acytosteliales; Acytosteliaceae. The coding region runs from base 1 to 978 and encodes 325 amino acids.
AUGAAUCAAAUAAAUAUUAAUUCUAUGAAUUCUAUAAGAAUUGCCAGUGGAUUCAAUGGCUAUUUUGAAUUGGAUUUUCCAGUGGCGUUAACAAGCUUAUUAAAGCCAACCGAGUACAUAGAAAUCAUUCGUAGAGUCAACAAAAUCAAUAGAGCACCAAAGUUAAUCAUAAUAAGUUCACUGUUAAUUUACCUGUUAGUGGCUAUCUACUUAGGCUGUCUAAGGUUUAAACAACAAAAGAAUCCAAUAUCACCUCUAGUCAUGACAUUUAUAUUGGUUGCACUUGCUUUCAUAAAUAUUAUCAUAGUCAUAUUUACAUUGGAUAGAGCAAGAAAGAGAGUUGAAUAUUAUCUUUAUUGUGUAAACUCUGCCAAUAGGAACAGACUGGUAACCUUUGAGUUUAUAAACAAAUCUAUCAUUGUCAAAUAUCUUCCAGCAACAACACCACUACUUCAGUCAAAUCGAGACUCUGAACAGCAUACUCCAACUUUUAUCAUCCAUCCAGAGAGAUCACCUCACUUCAGUGGUGAACUACAGCCAAUACCUGUGGUGCCUACAUACUACAAAAACAUAGACUCUAUUGAAUAUGAAUUAUUAAAACAAAAACAACAACAAGCACAACAAAAACAACAACAACAAGCACAACAACAGCAACAACAACAAGCACAACAACUGAUACUUACCAAGAGUCCAACUACAAGUAUAAGCACUUCACCAUCUUUGGUCAACGAUAAAUCGAAAAUUGUACAAUCAAUACCAACACUUUCUAUAAAUAAUAAUCAAUGCAGUAGUAGUAAUAACAGUAUAUUAUAUUUAAAUAUUGACGAUUGUGAUGAGAAUGAAGCCAUCAAUAACAAUUCAAUUAAAAACAAGAGUCAUCCUCUAAAGCCAAAUGAAGCAUCAUCAUCGUCCGAUCAUAUUAUCACUUUACCAACAACCAUUCUUUUGACAUCAACACAAAACGUUGAUGACCUGUAA